Cladophialophora yegresii CBS 114405 is the source of this 633-nucleotide messenger RNA. RefSeq lists its product as uncharacterized. The record is from RefSeq and is a predicted model, not a curated record. NCBI's taxonomy places the organism in Eukaryota, Fungi, Ascomycota, Eurotiomycetes, Chaetothyriales, Herpotrichiellaceae. Gene Ontology annotation, cellular component: nucleus. The transcript has a single exon. The coding region runs from base 1 to 633 and encodes 210 amino acids. Gene Ontology annotation, molecular function: protein serine/threonine phosphatase inhibitor activity; protein phosphatase 1 binding.
AUGGCCUCUGCACGGAACUCUCCACGACCAAACGGAUGGGGACUGGCGCACCUCACACCACGUCAAGGUCAAGGCCAAACGGCCUCCCGGCGCGCCGCAGUAGGCUCGGCCACCCAAACAAUCACCCCCGAAGACACUGCUUCAUCCCGCUCAGUCUCCCCUCCAGAUCCACUUGUCCUCCGCCUCCGAGGCGCCCAUGAGGCCACAGGCUCCAGCACGCACAACCAUCCACGCCGACGAAUACAGUGGGCAGAAGACGUGGUGGACAAUGAAGGGCUCGGCCGCAAAUCCAGCAAAGUGUGCUGCAUAUACCACAAGGAACGGGCGUUCGGGGAGUCGUCCAGCGAGGACGACAGUUCGAGCAGCGACAGUUCUAGCGACGACGACGGUAGUGACGCCGGUGGGAGCGAUAGUCCGGAUGAUGGUGGCGCGAGGAUGAGUGGGAAUCGGAGGGGACGGAAGGAUCAACACCGGCAUAGGCAUGGUGAUGGCUGUGGGCCUGCGGGUGCACAUGGGCAUGGACAUGGCAAGGGAAAGGGAAAGGGCAGAAGGAAACCUAGUCCGAACGCGUAUGAGAAGAUGCCCAAGUAUAACACGAACACGAAGGGGAAGGCGGAGUUGGCGAGGACGUGA